This is a messenger RNA of Nematolebias whitei (Rio pearlfish), 799 nucleotides long. It is a transcript of the gene serf2b, whose product is annotated as small EDRK-rich factor 2b. NCBI's taxonomy places the organism in Eukaryota, Metazoa, Chordata, Actinopteri, Cyprinodontiformes, Rivulidae. The transcript has 3 exons. The record is from RefSeq and is a predicted model, not a curated record. The coding region runs from base 157 to 357 and encodes 66 amino acids.
UAUGUUUUCUUCUGGUUCUAGCGCGGACGUCUAGUUUUUGGCAGCAGCCACAGUGAGGCGCAACCAGGAGCUACAGCGUCUGGAGACGAGGAGAGAGCCGGCGGCCCUUUGGCUGAGCUUAUCUGGAUUUUGGGCGAAAGAAGCGUCUAUUUUAAAAUGACCAGAGGAAACCAACGUGAGCUUGCACGCCAGAAGCAUGCCAAAAAGCAGAACGAGCAUGGAAAAGGGAAGCGUAAUGAAGAUGGUCUUUCUGCUGCUGCACGGAAACAGAGGGAUGCUGAAAUAAUGCAACAGAAGCAGAAAAAAUCAGAUGGAGGAGAAAAUGGAGGAGAAAAAAGCAGCACUAAGUCCAAGUAAACAAAGUCCAAGAUGAAUUUUCUUUGCUGUUCCGAGAACUCCCGUGUUCAGCAUUCUUCCUGGUGUUUAUAAGAAUGGAUCUGUCAUUUUUGUCUAGACUCAAGAAUCUGGGAGCCAACUUUCUUCCCUGUGGCAAACGGCAUAGUUUUUUUGAUUUUGGAUCUGUUGAUUUUCAUGGUUAAAUUAUGUCCAAGUACCCACGUUGAUGCUGCAUGCAUCAAGAAGCAUCAGUGGUGUAGGCCGGAUGAAGUUAAAAAUCACGAUGCAAAACAUGUAACAUUUGUGUAUUUUUGUACAAAAGUGUCCCUUUGCUGGUUUCAAAUAAAACUGUAUCUUUUUAGUUCAUGCCGUCAGUUAUUCUGAAGGUUUGUGGCUGGAGUUUGUGCAGCAUUUUCAGCUGAGUUCUUAGUUAUUAAAACUGUGUGUGUACCUUGAACAAUAA